Molecule: messenger RNA, 408 nt
Organism: Phycomyces blakesleeanus NRRL 1555(-)
Lineage: Eukaryota; Fungi; Mucoromycota; Mucoromycetes; Mucorales; Phycomycetaceae
Exons: 2
Coding region: 1-408 (135 amino acids)
Source: RefSeq, a predicted model, not a curated record
AUGUUUAACUUUAACAAGACCAAACAAUUGACAAUUCUUCCUCGCAAUUCUGACUUUAUGAAGACAUUUGAAGGGAAUGCUGAUCACUGCGAUUUAAAUUAUCAUUCUAUUCAGACAAGACCUGUCAAGAAAAGCCGUUUUGUCUUGAUCAAAAAACCAAUAUACAUGGAAGAAGAGGAAACUUUGCUGGUCCUGAAAAAGUAUUUUGUUGAUGAGAUGACAAUGGCGGAAGCAGGAAAAAGUGUAGAUAUGCCAAGAUCAACAGCCGGCCGGGUGAUAAGACAUAUAAAAAGUAGAUUAAACCUACUAGCUAGAAGAUUCCGUAUGCACAAGUAUGCCAGUUUAGAAGAAUAUGAAAAAACACUAUGCAAAUAUGUCAAAACUAUGCUUUUACAAGAAAAACUAUGA